AUGGCUGGCCAGGGCAGUGAGGAGGCAGGGCAAGGGGGAGGACAGCAGAGCAUGCUCGCGAGUCAACGCGCAAAAGAGCAGGGUGAGGCCACGGGGCGCUUCUCCAAGUGGUUUCCUCUAUCCGCCAAGUCGGGAUUCGAUCAAUGGUGGGCUGGACUCUCGCCCAUGGCAACGGAGCAUCGCGUUCUCUCUUUUAUACCCCAUCUCCAGAGCCCACCUACGCAUACGCAGACGGGCGCAUCCGCCGCUCCUUCGUCCACCGAUCUCAACGCGCCCCCGAAACAUUCCGAAGACCAGACGACGACUAACGCCACAAAUGACCCUCUCGGUGGAUACCUGGCCAUUGCAUACGCCUUGAAAUACCCCGGGCAUUUGAACAAGUUGAUACUGGCGUCUCCGGUGGGCAUACCCGAGGAUCCGUAUGCGGUCGACGAGGAGAUGCCUGACCCCCAGGAGUCAAGCAUGGCGAAUGAAUUCACUCAGGAUGCUGCAGAGACAAACAGUCGGGGUGUACAGCCCAUCACAGCUGACAAGAACAACUUUAUGAAUCAGCAGAAGAAGGGCGAUACUACAAAAGACACGAAGCAACCGCCAAAACGACGACUACCAUGGUGGCUCUACUCCCUCUGGGAAGCCAAUAUGAUUUCACCCUUUACCUUUGUCCGCUGGUCUGGGCCUCUUGGACCCCGCCUUGUAUCCGGCUGGACGUCGCGCCGCUUCUCACAGUUACCCGAAGAAGAAGCACAAGCACUACACGACUACAGCUACGCCCUCUUCCGCCAGCGGGGUAGUUCCGAGUACGCGCUAGGUUAUCUCCUUGCGCCCGGUGCUUUUGCUCGCAGUCCAAUGAUUCGGAGAAUACAAGGUGUGGGCCGGCAAUGGAUACAGGCACAUGACGCGCCAACGGUAGACGGUGACGCUCCACCCAUAGCGUCUGCCAACUCACCGCAGUCGGCCGCCGCGAAACGCGAGACUGGCUACCCGGUUGUCUUCAUGUAUGGCGAAAAUGACUGGAUGGAUGUUGCGGGGGGAUUCGCGGCCGAGGAGAAGAUGAAGCUGGAACGCGAACGCUUGCUAGCGAGUGCGUCGCCGGAGGAGCGGAACAAGGAUCACGGUGUGGCCAAGGUGGUUAUUAUUAAUAAGGCUGGACAUCAUGUUUAUCUGGAUGGGUGGGAACAGUUUAAUCGGGUCAUGUUGGAGGAAAUGGACGAGGUUAGACGGAGACAAACACACACAUAG
Molecule: messenger RNA, 1239 nt
Organism: Pyrenophora tritici-repentis Pt-1C-BFP
Lineage: Eukaryota; Fungi; Ascomycota; Dothideomycetes; Pleosporales; Pleosporaceae
Source: RefSeq, a predicted model, not a curated record